Chrysoperla carnea is the source of this 2866-nucleotide messenger RNA. RefSeq names its product glutamate receptor 1-like. Gene Ontology annotation, cellular component: plasma membrane; postsynaptic membrane. The record is from RefSeq and is a predicted model, not a curated record. Lineage: Eukaryota; Metazoa; Arthropoda; Insecta; Neuroptera; Chrysopidae. The coding region runs from base 280 to 2775 and encodes 831 amino acids. Gene Ontology annotation, molecular function: transmitter-gated monoatomic ion channel activity involved in regulation of postsynaptic membrane potential; glutamate-gated receptor activity. Gene Ontology annotation, biological process: monoatomic ion transport; modulation of chemical synaptic transmission; synaptic transmission, glutamatergic. The transcript is spliced from 11 exons.
UUAUCAAUAAUUACAUUCAUAUUAAAUUGUUAUAUUAUUUUAUUAAUUAAUUGUAAUAGUGAAGUAAAUGCCAACUCAGAUAAGAUACCAUUAGGUGCAAUAUUUGAACAAGGUACAGAUGAAGUACAAUCAGCAUUUAAAUUUGCAAUAGCAACACAUAAUCAAAAUAUUACUGGUCGAAGAUUUGAACUUCAAGCGUUUGUGGAUGUCAUUAAUACAGCUGAUGCAUUUAAACUUUCACGACUUAUUUGCAAUCAAUUUUCACGUGGAGUAUUUUCUAUGGUGGGUGCUGUAUCCCCUGACUCAUUUGAUACACUACAUUCAUACAGCAACACUUUCCAAAUGCCAUUUGUAACACCAUGGUUUCCAGAAAAAGUUCUUACACCAUCAUCUGGAUCACUUGAUUAUGCAAUCAGUAUGCGACCAGAAUAUCAUCAAGCAAUUAUUGAUACUGUUCGAUAUUAUGGAUGGAGAAAAAUUGUUUAUGUAUAUGAUUCGAACGAUGGUUUAUUAAGACUACAACAAAUAUACCAAGGUUUACAUCCAGCAAAAGAAGGUUUUCAAGUAACAAAUGUGCGAAGAAUAUCAAAUGUAACUGAAGCAAUGGAAUUUCUACGCGGAUUGGAGGAUCAAUCACGAUUCAAUGAUAAAUAUAUAGUUUUAGAUUGUUCAGCACAAAUGGCAAAAGAUAUUGUGAUUAGUCAUGUACGCGAUGUAGCUUUAGGGAAACGAACAUAUCAUUAUUUAUUAAGCGGUUUGAUUAUGGAUGACCGUUGGGAAUCCGAAGUAAUUGAAUUUGGUGCAAUAAAUAUUACUGGAUUUAGAAUAAUUGACCAAUCUCGUCGAUUGGUAAAAGAUUUCAUCGAUGGUUGGAAAAGACAAGAGCAAGCCACAUUACCAGGCGCUGGACGAGAAUCUAUAUCAGCUCAAGCAGCAUUAAUGUAUGAUGCUGUAUUUGUUUUAGUUGAAGCUUUAAAUAAAAUGUUAAAGAAAAAACCAGAUUUGUUUAGAAGUAAUUUUCGUAGAGGUCAAAUGUUAAGUAAUGGAACUAGAGCUUUAGAUUGUAAUACAUCCAAAGGAUGGGUAACUCCUUGGGAACAUGGUGAUAAAAUUUCAAGAUUAUUACGUAAAGUUGAAAUAGAAGGAUUAACAGGAGAAAUUCGAUUCAAUGAUGAUGGACGUCGGCAAAAUUAUACUUUACAUGUAGUAGAAAUGACAGUGAAUAGUGCAAUGGUUAAAGUGGCCGAAUGGACUGAUGAAACUGGAUUUACUCCUGUUGCAGCAAAAUAUGUACGGUUAAAGCCGCAACAACAAAUUGAAAAGAAUAGAACUUAUAUCGUGACGACAAUAGUGGAAGAACCGUACGUUAUGAUAACGGAUAACAAUUCAUUUGAAGGAUAUUGCAAAGAUUUGGCUGAUUUAAUAUCUAAAAGAUUGGAUAUACAAUAUGAAUUAAGAAUAGUAAAAGACGGAAAAUAUGGUGCUGAAAAUCCUGAAAUGAAAGGAGGCUGGGAUGGAAUGGUUGGGGAAUUAAUACGAAAUGAAGCGGAUAUAGCAAUUGCUUCAAUGACCAUAACAUCCGAGAGAGAAAGGGUGAUCGAUUUUAGCAAACCAUUUAUGUCACUUGGAAUUUCAAUUAUGAUCAAGAAACCGGUGAAACAAAAACCAGGAGUGUUUAGUUUCUUGAAUCCUUUAUCAAAAGAAAUUUGGGUAUGUGUAAUAUUCAGUUACAUAGGCGUUAGCAUUGUAUUGUUCACUGUUUCACGAUUCUCACCUUACGAAUGGAGGUUAUUACAUUUAUCCGGUGAACAUAGAGAUCCUCCAGGUCAAGUAUCUGCAAAUAAUUCAAUGGCAAAUGAUUUCACUAUUUUAAAUUCAUUGUGGUUUGCACUGGGUGCAUUCAUGCAACAAGGUUGUGAUAUAUCACCUAGAUCUGUAUCUGGUCGAAUUGUUGGUUCUGUAUGGUGGUUCUUUACAUUAAUUCUAAUUUCAUCGUACACAGCUAAUUUAGCUGCAUUUUUAACUGUUGAACGUAUGGUUGCGCCAAUCAAUUCACCAGAAGAUUUAGCCUCACAAACAGAAGUAGAAUACGGAACCUUGUAUCACGGAUCAACAUGGGACUUUUUCCGAAGAUCACAAAUAACACUUUAUUCAAAAAUGUGGGAAUAUAUGAAAUCUCGUAAACAUGUGUUUGUGCAUACAUAUGAUGAAGGAAUUCGAAGAGUUCGUGCAUCGAAAGGCAAAUAUGCUUUAUUAAUUGAAUCACCAAAAAAUGAUUACAUCAACGAGCGAGAACCAUGUGAUACAAUGAAAGUUGGACGAAAUUUAGAUGCUAAAGGAUUUGGUGUUGCUACACCGUUAGGGUCACCUUUAAGAGAGAGUAUAAAUUUAGCAGUUUUACAGUUGAAAGAAAGUGGUGAACUUACGAAAUUGACCAAUAAAUGGUGGUAUGAUCGAACGGAAUGUAAACAUGGCGAUAAACAGGAUGCAUCCAGAAAUGAACUGUCUUUAAGUAAUGUUGCUGGAAUAUUUUAUAUACUGAUAGGUGGUCUACUGUUGGCAUUAAUUGUAGCAUUACUUGAGUUCUGCUAUAAAUCACAUUCAGAGGCAACAAGAGCGAAAAUACCAUUAAGUGAUGCAAUGAAAGCUAAAGCUCGAUUAACAAUUGGCGGUGGUCGUGAUUUUGAUAAUGGAAGAUACUAUACACCAGCCAAUCAAAUAGCAGGCAAUCCAGAUCAAGAGCCAAUUCAUACAAAUACACAUACACAAGUAUAGAAUAGUAAAAUAAAAAGUAUUUGAUAUAUGAAACUGCCGUAAGAAUAUCAAAUGGUCCGUCAAAUAUUUUAUAUUUUUGUUGUGUAAUGAU